Lasiodiplodia theobromae is the source of this 1176-nucleotide messenger RNA. RefSeq names its product Nuclear pore protein. The record is from RefSeq and is a predicted model, not a curated record. The transcript has 2 exons. NCBI's taxonomy places the organism in Eukaryota, Fungi, Ascomycota, Dothideomycetes, Botryosphaeriales, Botryosphaeriaceae. The coding region runs from base 1 to 1176 and encodes 391 amino acids.
AUGGAGGAAGCUUCUUCUUCACAGCUGAUCGAGAAAAUUGACCCGGAUCCACCACGACCCCCAAAACCGAAAACCGUCUACUUUGCCUCAGAAGGCGACACGCACCUUUUCCUCUCCUCCCCCAACAGCCUAGACAAUGAGCCCCGCAUCGUCAUCUUCGUCGUCUCGAGCCACGCCAUGGCGCCCGUCUGCGACGCAUGGGCACACAUGGUCAUGCGCCACGUCGACCGCUGCAAGCUGGAAGCUGAGACGGUCGAGAACGUCGGCAGCGCCGCCGAUGGAGCAGUCGCGUUCGUACCCCUGCCGAACGACGACCCAGACGGCCUGGAGGUCCUGCUGAACAUCGCGCACCUGCGCUUCGACCGCGUGCCCGAGAAGCUGAAGUUCAAGCGGCUGCUGGCGGUGGCGGUGCUGAUGGAGAAGUACGGCGUCACGCAGAUGGUGAGGCCCUGGUGGCAGAGGUGGCUGGCUGCGGUCAAGGACAAGGCGAACGUUCCGGGGUAUGAGGAGCUGCUUUACAUCGCGUGGGCGUUCGGGGAGGAGAAGAUGUUGAAGAGCGGGGUGGAUCAUUUGAUCCGCUCUGUAAGGUUGGAUGAAGAGGAGAGAUUAGUGACGCCUAAAGGGGUCAUACUGGACUUUUCCAAUGAGAACAAGCACUUCCCACCGUACAUCGAAGAAGUUGUUCGUAAAGGGCGGUCGGCGGCUGUAGAUCUUUUGCUGAAAAGAUGCUAUAAGCUGGUGGACAAAUUCUUUGAAUCACGUGCGAAAGGAGGAUACUGCUGUCAGGACACGUCCGAUGAGGAGGAACGUGACGAUGAGCACUGUGAUAGUAUAAUCUUGGGAUCUUUACUCUUGUCCUUGCAGGAUUUCGAGCUGGGGCCCGAACGCAAGACUUGCAAGAAUAUCAGCUGGAGCGUCGACAAACUUAUCGCUACACUGCAGACAUUGGAAGUCGUGACAAUUCAUGGGCAAACUUGCGACGGGGGUUGCGACAGUUUCCGCAAGUUCGUUGACAAGUUCAGUAAGGCCGGGUACAAACGGAUGGCCCCAGACUCAGACUCGCCCUGGAAGGCUCAUAUGGAUCGGAAGAAGAUUGAGCUGACGGGAAGACUGGAGCUACCCAAUGAGAUCUCUCUUGAAAAUGGGUUGAAGAGGAAGAGGGAGUCCGAAGGGUGA